This is a messenger RNA of Parnassius mnemosyne (clouded apollo), 4769 nucleotides long. The record is from the annotation of a GenBank genome assembly. Lineage: Eukaryota; Metazoa; Arthropoda; Insecta; Lepidoptera; Papilionidae.
GGGUUUUUAAUCGUGAGUGUGAUAGUGCUGACGUAAUGCGCCAAAGGAUCGUGGAUGUUUUCGACAAACUACGUACGGACUGUGUCGAAGAACACACGAUGAUGCCCCGCCUGCAUGAGGAGACGCAACACCGAGCCCAAAUCUGCCUCGAAAUGAAUGGAUCACAAUUUGAGCCGCAUCUCAUAAGACCACGGAGGAUUUAGAGCGGUAACCUGUUUCAUAACUAUUUUUUUUUAAAUAACUUAGUACUGAACUAAUCUGAAUAGGUACAUAACUGAAUACAUGAGAAUAAUAAACAUACCUACACGAUGAAUAAAAACGCGCUAACCUUGGUUACAUUUCAUUUAAGUAUUUUUUCAUUAGCGGGGAAUCGAACCAGUUAUUGGGUUAUUUAACCUGUAAAUUCGGAUUAAAGUGGCUACAUGGAGUCAAGCACAGUGGAAAAAAGUAGGUUAAGUAGAUAAGUUAGAUAUUUAGUAUUUAGAUUUAGUGUUGUAAAUUAUUAGGUAUUGUGGUAUGGCCCACUAGUUGCGGGCCGCGCGAAUUCGCGUUCGCGCGUACAUUGACCUCUAGCCAGCUGAUAUCAAUUCAGUAAUUCCACUGCUGGUUUUAUGUUUCAGUAUUUUCAUGAUUUUUUUUUUAUGAAAUUAUCGUUUCAUUUAGCUGAACUAUCAUGAUAGAGAAUGAAUAAAGCUAAUAAAACGUUGUGAAAAGAUGAUUUUUCUUUCAUCAGGAUCGAUUUUAUAUUCCACCCAUCAUCAAAGGUAUAGUUGGUACUGUCGUCUGUCUUAGUUUUCGGGGGCGUUCCAAAAAUACCCUAUAUAUAUAUACACAUAUAUUCCUAUAGCGCUGUGCCCGACCGAUUAAGCUAGACAACAAAGAUAGACAGCUGCAACUCGGGCUUAUUAAAAAAUUGACGAAAUCUCCUGUGUUCUAUUUCCUCCUAUAAAACUAAAACGAAAAUUUAUAUUAUAGAUGAUAUAAAUAAAAUAUUUUCUAUUUAAAUAACAAAAUAGUUUCUAGCUUAGUUUAAAUUCGCUUUCUUAGUUUAAAUUCAGUUUUUUUAGAUUAUUCAAGAUAUUUUAAAUAAAGGAAUGUGAUUACAAAGUAAAGUUACAGCCUAUAUACGUCCCACUGCCGUGCACAGGCCUCCUCUCAUUUAUGAGUGGGUUUUAGGCUAAGGAAAUGCGAAGUAUCACAAUCUCAAAGUCAAAACAGUGACAUUAUAAAUUUUAUCCCCUAUCUUACCACUGCCAAUUACAUUCACAACACAUUCAAUUCCUAUCUCCACUCUUAAUUAAGUGACUAUCCGCAGCGCGCAAACGAAACGUACUACUAUAAGGUGAACGGUUCUUGGGAGCUGGUGUAUCCAUUUUAUAAAGUGAAGGGUCUCGUGUUACAUCCUAACGGUAACGACACAGUAUUUGGUGAGCUGUCUAUGGCCGACAAAUCACUGAUAGCUCACUACAAUAGCACGGAUGAUAUCUCUUACCACUUAAUCGGUAAGAUCGUAGAUACUCGAUCCGCGAAACUAAACGCUUGGCGCGAUUUUGAUGACGUAACAACCGUCGAUUUGGCUUCAUACAUUCGUCUGAACCAUUCCCGCCUUCUAACCAGCUCUAUAAUAUGGCGACCUCAAAUAUUCAGCGAGAUCAAAUCACAAGCUCUCUACACAUUGAAGUUUUUAUAUUCGCAAGUGAAUGAAACGCUAAUGAUAAUUAAAGAAGCGCCAAUGGAAUCUCACCUGGCGUUGCGAGCCAUUUGGAUCGACGCUAAACCGCGCAUCAGAGAUUUCUUGGACGAUCUGAACGACUUACACGUAAUCAAGGACGAUUUAGAUGAAUUCGAACGCUUCCUAAACGAGUCGUACAACAACAAUGACUUCUAUGUGAAGGAUGUUGUUGAGUUCACGUACUAUGUGCUAGACGAAAUGGCAAUAAGAAACCAUUUAGAGAGCUUGCCCGGCUUCGUGAACGACAUGUGGGGAAUGAUGGGCAACACAAGCCAGUCUAUCAAGCAAAGCCUGACGUACAUCGUUGAUACUAUCAAAAUGGCGUAUUCGAACUUUUUAGAAUCCGUCAAUAAGGUGCUAGAGGCAGAUUUUAUGGAAUUGGUCUCGGAAAGACUUGAAGCAAUGAUUUUGCAGUACGACAACUUUGUUAGAGAUCUGCACAUGAAACUUCUGGAGUAUUGGGAGGAAACCUGGGUGAAUGCGACAACGAGAUUAUCAAUUUAUUGGCAUGAGUUAUUAAAAUCGAUCGAGCCGUUGUUCUUUAAAAUAUUACAUUACACGGAAUCCUUUGUAUUCACGGUAUGGAAGGGCGUUAUGGAUUUCUUCUACAACAGAACUCAGGAGUUGACUGAUUCGCCAUAUUUCAAUUACGUAUCGACUUUCGGACACGAGAUGGAUAAGAUAUACAAAGACUUAGUGAACAACGAUCUCAUAACCAACAUUAAGAAGUACAGUAAAAAGCUUUGGAACGUGGUGUGGAGCAAGAUAGAGAAGUACAUACCGUUUAAAGACGAGUUUAAGCAGCUGUUCGCCGAGUUCAGGAAUGCCUGGGAAAACUUCUUGAAGACGCCUCAAGUCGUUUACGUUAUCGAAAAGUACAAUGAAGCGUACGUACGACUGAAGUGGUGGUAUGACUACUUCUUGAUAGGCGAGGCCUUGGAAAAAGUAUGGGAGAUAUUGUAUGCAAAGCUCACCGACAUGGCUAAAACGGCGCUCCAAUAUGAAGAGUUACACCGUACACCGAAAACUAACUUCAUAUUCGACCCUCACGUAGGCGAAAUCCGUCUAGAGCAGAAGCUGCCGAUGUCCUGGCACGCGUUCAACCGCACGCCGGACUUCUCCGAGAUCGCGGAGUACCGAGCUGUGAGGGACUUUAUGGACGACUGGCUCACUUCCAACAGGAGCAUCUGGUCUUACUAUUACGAGAUACGACCCUAUUUGGACCUUGAUAAUAUCGUGCCACCCUUCACCGGGCUGGCAAUGAUGACAGCGCAAGGAACUCUCGUGACGUUUGAUAAGCGAGUGUUCACUAUAUGUGAAGGCGGCACCUUCCUGCUCACGAAGGACUACCGCAAUAACAACUUCACAGUGCUCAUGGAGAGCAAUGAACAGGGCCUGUACGAUCUGGUCGUGCUGGCCAAGAAGAACUUGAUAUACGUCGACUUGUACAAGGAGCAAGUGUCGCUGGGCCGCGAUAGUCCUCUGACCUUGCCAGCUAUAGUUGAGGAAUGGCUAGUGGACCGACAAGGAGACUUGCUGAUGAUAGAGGGCCGCAGUGGACUGGACAUUCAAUGCAAUCUCUUGUUCCGCACUUGCAAGCUGCAAGUUUCCGGUUGGCACUACGCCUCUUUGGGCGGCUUACUGGGCACGUACAACAACGAGCAGUACGAUGAACAACAGCUUCCGAACGGAACGUUGAACGCUGACGUGUCUACUCUUGCUUACGGAUGGAGCCUACGGACGGGUGUCCCACCUGCGUACACCCGGCAACUCAGCAACGACACACAAUGCGAUAAAUUCUUCAACAACAAGGUGUCCCCGCUGCAUCCCUGCUUCACAGUUAUCGACGCGCAGCCGUUCCACGACGAGUGCGUGCGCGGCAUCGAGGCGUGCGCGCUGGCCGCCGCCUACCUGGAGCUGUGCGCGCAGCAGCACGUGCCCACGCACAUACCCGACCACUGCGUGCAAUGCACGACAGCACAAGGCGACGUGGUUGAAGAAGGCUCUUUCGUUCAGUUAGAGAACCCGCCCAAUUCGACUGACGUGGUGUUCGUUAUAGAAGCCGAGCAGUGCAACAAGAACAUACGUAAAGCGAAGAACAUAGAUCUGUUCAUAGAGGCGUUCGACAGCAAACUACAGGGAAGUGGCUUCUCUGAUAAUAGGUACGCGGUGGUGGCGUACGGCGGGCGCGGCGAGCUGCGGCGGCCGCGCGCGCUGUACGUGCGCAACUGCCUGUUCGCCGACGCCGUGGCCGUGCCCGCGCACUUCGACGCCUUCCACGUCGAGAAAGGCGAUGGUGCGGGUGGGGGCGGCGCGGAGGCGGACGUGUUCGCGGCGCUGCGGUUCGCGAGCGCGCUGCCGCUGCGCGCCGCCGCGCCGCGCGCGCUGCUGCUGCUGCCGUGCGCGCGCUGCCGCGCCGCCGCCAUGCACCUGGACUACUCGACAAUUUACCACAACCUGAUGGAGAACUCUAUCACUCUGCACAUUCUCAUGAACGACGAAUUUACGCUCUCGAAGAAACGAGUAGCUAAAUAUCUAUUUGGUGUGGAUAGCACAUUGGCGUAUACCAACAAGGAUUAUGAAAGGCUCGUGGGAGACUUUGGGCUGCGGAAACAAGUGAAAUUACCGAAAGACAAAUUAGGAGUGUGUACGUCCCUCGCUAUGGAGACCAAUGGCAGCGUGUGGGCGGGCGCCAAGUUGUCCGGCGAGCGCGGCGCGGCACGGAGGUUCGCGACAGUUGUGGGCGCUCGAGCUGCGCGCUCCGCCCGCGCCUGCGCGCCCGCGCGCUGCGAGUGCCGCGCCGCGCGCCUGCACUGCCGGCCCUGCCGCGACACCGACCCGUUGGAGCUAUCUUUCUGGAACUCUGACGACAUCGACGAGUUGAUUGACCUUGCGAUGGAUCCUCCAAAUCUACCUUCGUUUAGAUGAUCCUUAACAAAUAUGAAUACAAUACUCAUUGUAUAGCAUGCUUUGUAAAUAUUUAGUUUGAAAUUUAGUAAUUUGAUCAUUUAGUAAUAAAGUAUUUUUACAUAUAAUU